Messenger RNA from Caenorhabditis sp. 36 PRJEB53466, 2668 nucleotides. The record is from the annotation of a GenBank genome assembly. Lineage: Eukaryota; Metazoa; Nematoda; Chromadorea; Rhabditida; Rhabditidae.
AUGAUCUACCUCUUCAUAUUAUUCAUCUUCCUUCGAUUGUCCUUAGCCACUGAUGGGUUCAAAGGUCUGUAUGAAAUUUCUGGAUUUCAUUGCUACAGCAGGCAAGAACUUACCCCACUUCUUUCUCGCUCAAUUCAACUUUCCUUCCAGAGACUCGAUGAGAUUGCCACGUCAUUUACACGGAAAGCCACAAACCACAGAGCCUCCAUUCGAUUUAUCGGUCUUUGAUGCGGCAGGGAAACGAGUGGAAGGCUAUGAAGUCGGAAAGACUUACACAGGUAUCUUUAUAAGAGCAUCUUUCAUCAAAUUCCCAAAAUUCCAGUCAAACUGGAAGCCUACGUGCACUUCCGAGGUCUGAUGAUUCAGCCGAGACUCUGCACGCCUUCUGGAGUCAUAAUCGGCUCGUUGAGAGGCGGAAAGUUCAUAGAAGAUGAUUCGUUUGAGACGCAUGGUAGGCCUGAGUUUUGAGUGAAGAAGAAUGAAGUAGUGUAAGUGCAGAAUCGGAUUCCAUCAAUGCGGAAGACUUGUAACCAACGACUCUCUCACCCAUACUGGCGACGACAAAAAGUUCCUGGCAGAAGCGAAAUGGGAAGCCACGCACGACGUCGGAAAUGUGCAAUUUGUGUAAGUUUUUCUCUUCAGUACUUUUUCGUUGAUUUCCCAGUUCUCCAGCGCCACAAUCGCCACGGAAAACGUGUUGUAUUGGGAGAGAUGGCGUCCGAAACACGCAUUCCUGAAAGGCCCUUACCAGAGAUAUUCCCGUCAAGAUCCCAACAUUUUUGUGUAUAAUUUGGAAAAAGAUACGGAACAGAGAUCAUCGGAGAAAGUGGUCACUUCGGAGCCGAUUCUGCCCUCUCAGCAUCCGCUUUUCGAGGAACAGAAGGAGUUUCUGAAGACUAAGAUGUCAAUGGUCACAGUGCCGACUGAGGAAACGUCGGAGAACACUGAGGAUGUGUUCGAUUUUGAUGGGCUGGCGUUCGAGAGCAGCUCAGCCGGACCAGUGGGCAAAAAGAUCGAAGUGACUGCGGCGGAGGUCAUGAUCGGCGAAAAGGACGAUGUGACCAGGAUUCCAGAGAUUACGGUAACACAAACUUCGUCUCAAAGUAUCUAUAAAGUUUCAUUUUCCAGCAUUCAUCCAAAUUUCUCAUCGAGAAGUCGGUCACCACUGAAUCCUCUUUCAUGAUGGGAAGAAUGUUCAAAAAGUUCGCUCCACUGAAUGAUACCGUACUCCGGGAGGAUGAUCUCAAAUUCCUGAAUGCGCACGCUCAUCUUCAUCAUCUUCAACAUGACUUCGUCGACAAUAAUGACCUGGAAAUGGAAGGUGAGACACAUUUGGGACGGUAUCCGGGAUAACACAGAUCUCUUUCAGAAAAGUGCCAAGAGAAUCCGUGUGAGAACGGCGGAUCGUGCACUUUGAACAAGGGAAAAGUGCAUUGUGAGUGUGCUCUGGGAUAUUCUGGAGUGAACUGCACAGAAAUCGACAAGUGCAUCGACAAUGACUGCGCGAACAACUCGACUUGUUACAAUGACAAACUCUCGCAUUCCGGUUACUCCUGCAAGUGCUCAGUUGGAACUGUGGGAAAGCUUUGUGAAGGUAACUCCGAGGACUAACUUUUCUUCACUUUUUCUAGUUCACGACUAUGAUUUUCAGUUGAAUGUCCAAUGGAUCAGUGCCUAAACGGCGGAAAGUGCUACUUGAAUACAUUCGGAAAACUCGCGUGCAAAUGUGCUCCAGGUACAACUGGCAGAAAGUGCGAAAGGGGUCAGUUCCAGUGUAUAAUUCAACUCGAACCCAUUCGAACUUUACAGAAAUCAAUGAGUGCGGCUGGAACAAGUGCCAGAACGGCGCGAAAUGCGUCGAUCUGUUCAAUGAUUACAAAUGCGAGUGUGGCGACGGAUGGAUGGGAAGGAAUUGUGAAAGUGAGUGAGCACAGGAUCUUUGAGGUAAUUUUCAAGCUUUUCAGGACCGUGCCAAGACAUUUACGGGUCGUGUAGGGUGUGGAAACGAGAGGGUCAAUGCGAUGAAAUGAGGAAUGCCACCGACUUUUUCGAUUUGAACUGUGCGGCUUCUUGUGGGGUUUGUGAGAAGUUGGAGAAUAUUACAGGUACUUUCCUUUUCCUUUCCUAGAAAUCAGUACGGUUUCAGAAUUCGACUACCUGCCCCUCCAACCGAUUCUGCUGCCAUUUGCGUGGCUUUUGGGUGAAUGGCAAUCGCAAGUCAAAGGAUGGAAUAACCAUACAACUGAUUAUCCGGUUGACAUGGAUGGAAUGGUCUAUAACGAAACUGUCACUUUCUCCGUGGCGCCGUCGCUCAGUUUCGGGACACCGUACAUUAAUUACACGUGGGUGAUAAAGUACCAUUCGUACCGUAACCCCCAGUUUCAGUGCCACAAUGACCAGCCUCGAUGAUCCUUCGAAUGUACACCAAUACAAUGGAUUCUUGACUAUUCAGCAGUACAAAGAUGACAACCAAACAACGGAUAAAGGAGCUCUGACAACUGUGAGCAACACCGGACUCAUCAUGAUCGAGGAGGGAGACAUUCUGGACGAAAGGACGUCUUCCGAAGGAGCGCCCACUCUGAUGCUCACUCCGACGUACCAGUACUUCAGAAUGAGACAAGGAACCCGACACGUCAUCCGCAACGAUCCAAGAGAUGGUUCACGGUGA